Python bivittatus (Burmese python) is the source of this 3164-nucleotide messenger RNA. It is a transcript of the gene DNAJC4, whose product is annotated as DnaJ heat shock protein family (Hsp40) member C4. NCBI's taxonomy places the organism in Eukaryota, Metazoa, Chordata, Lepidosauria, Squamata, Pythonidae. The record is from RefSeq and is a predicted model, not a curated record.
CCUUUCCCUCCUCCCUCCUCUUCGGGACCGCGGGAGGCUCGCGACAGUGAGAUCAAAAUGGCGGCCGCAGUCGACGCACCAGUUGGUUAAGACCAGGAUAAGGGAUUUCAAGAAAUGACCUUGGCUAAUCUAUAUUUCAUUUGUCGUUGUUGCCAACUUUGCCAAAAUUCCCGGCAUCGGGCAUUUUCUACCACAAUCUAUAGCUGGUCUCCAGCCAGGAAUAUUAACUACUAUGAUGUUCUGGGGAUCAAGCACAAUGCUACUACGAAGGAGAUCAAACAAGCUUUUUUUAGGAAAUCAAAGAAGCUCCAUCCUGAUAGCAACCCCACCAACCCUGAGCUGCACAGCCAGUUUGUGAAGCUCAACGAAGCCUACAACGUGUUGAGUAAAGAGAAAAGCCGCAGAGAUUAUGAUGCCCAGCGAACCACCCAGAAGACCUGGGAACGUCAGGGAUCCGGUGGGCGUUCGGCCCAAGACCCUUUCGAUUUUGCACAUUUUCAUAACCAGCAAACGGCCCAGAAGACCCGGGAACGUCAAGGAUCCAGCAGACAUUCAGCUGAGGACCCUUUUAACUUUGCUCACUUUCAUGCAAGGAGAAGAAACCCAGACCCCUAUGAGGACUUUUGGUACUGGCAGGACUUCCACAAACCACCUCCAGAAUGGUUUUCAGGCCCCGAGAUGAAAAACAGGCAGCGCCGGAACCAAAGGAUCGUAAUGUACUGUUUGCUUAUAAUGUCUGGAAGCCUGCUGAUUCACUACAUAUCAUACCGGCAGGUUGCAAAAUUACACACCAGCUUGAUGGAUGAGAGAGACCACAUGAUCACCCAGGCCCUGAUCAAGGCGAAGGAGCAAACCAGAGCCAGGCACGCAGAAGAACUGCAGCAGAAGCACCCCCCGAUUGUCGAGGAACAUCCCGCCUGCUCUCGGCCACUCUCAGAAAUGUUGGACUCCAUAAAGGAUCCGGCGCCUCCCGUCUCCACUGCCAAGUAAACCAGUGGGGGCCGGCCCUCUCCCAGCCUGGUGGCGGAGGCCAGCCUCGCGUCCAACUUCUCCCCACUUCUUUCCAAUAGAAGCACUUUACUACACUGACAAGGAAGCCGGUUCCCUCUUUGACCCGCAUUGUCAAGAGGGUCCUCGUCCGUGCACCUCACCCGCCCGGGACUUGGAUCAAAAGCAGGGAAGGGGAUGGGAUGGGGGCGAUCUCCACCCACAGGCCACAUGCGACCGCCCGGCACCUCAGUUCAGACCCUCCCCUCGGUUCACGUGCUGUCCUCCAGCUUCCAAGCUGACAAAGAGAACGUGGAGGAGUCGGGAAAGGAAACGCUUGUGAAUGUUGCUCCUCUUCUUACAUCUUCUGUCGCUCCAUGCGGGGGGGUGCGAUUCUGCCCCCCGGAGCUCAGCUGAGCCAAGGAAGAUCUCAGGGCUGGGUCCUCCAGAUCUCCAGGUCCUGCAUUCCUGGGUUGUGCUGCGGUGCGCUGAUAACGGGUGUCACUAGCAAAAAUCCCAUCGGUCAAAUGCCCCAGGACCGUUUGCGCUCAAUCAGCUUGUUACCCGAAGGCCCCCGCAAUGCGCCUUGUCCUGUAUCACAAGAGCAACUUCCCUUGGCCCUCAGACCAGUUCAAUAUUACCGCCACCUCGAAGGAUAGACCCAGAGGGUUCCUAAAGGUCAUCUAGUCCAGCCCCAUGGUAGAAACCGAAAUCUAGAGCUGAAACGCUCCCGGCCAACGGUUGGACAGCUUCUGCUUGAAAAUGCCAACAAAGGGGUAGGUGGCCUAUAUUGGCUGGGUUCGCACAACCGUCUCGACUAGGUGAGGUUUGGUACUUCGUGAUUCAACGCUUGUGGUGAGCCUGCCAAAAUGUUACGCCAAAAAUUCUUGAUUAGCACAGAGCAGGUUAUGUGAACAUAGCAACUGUGUUUUGCUAACUCAGGUUUAGGGUGUCAUAUGAACCCAGAGUUAAUGCUAGGUGGCUGAUUCAGCCCUUUUUCACCCUUUCAGGGAGAUAGCAAUGGAUAGAAAAAACGGGGGGUAUGGGGAGACUUAAACCUCUUCCAGAAUGCCAGUCGAAAUAGCUCUCUUAUUCAGAGGUUGAGGGAAGAAAUGGAGAAUCAAGACCUGGGCAUCAUGCAGAGACGCUCCAGAGCAUCCUCCUUAGCUCGUGUUUUAGCCUGGGUGGCUUUUGCUCAUUUUUCUUUUUGAAAAAUGCAAGUCUAACAUGCAUUUUUAGUGCAAGAAAAGACCCAGUCUAAAUAAAUCCUGUGCGUUAAGGCCAGAUUGGGGGGGUGGUAUAGUGGAAUAGGGUGAAACACCUUCAUACACACACAAGCUGGGCUCUUUCCCUGCCGAUGUCCUGGGUGGUUCGUUCCUGUUCCUCCAGCUUCAUUUCUUCAGGGACCUGAGAGGAGGAUGCGUGGAGAUCAUGACUGCAGUGAGAAGUAUGCGUGAAAUGCUGUUUUAAUCUCAUGGCGUGCAGACGCUGCCGUGGGUGAAGGGGGGGGAUGAACGCCCAGCCAGCAUCUGAGCCUCUCCAGCCUCUCCAGCUGCUUGGAGGGUCUGUGCGGGUCAGGGUGCGAAGAAUGCCAAGGCGGGUCAGAAGAAACUCUUGGAAAAAGAUAAAAUGUUAAAACGGAUUUGGACCCUGGAGAAGAUCCGAGGGUUAUUUACAUCCAGCCUUUUAUUUUCCCAUCACGGGGAAGUAAUCAAAACAUGAUCACUGCCUUGACUUGAGCUCUUCAGCAGGGGGGCUCCCCCCAAGACUGGAGGGGACCCCCCCGGCUCCCAUCAGUAGCCUUUUCCUCCACGAAUCUGGUUCCCCCCCCUGUUCUGCUAAAGGUGCAGUUGCACCGACAGUACCCUGGGGAACUCUGUGCCAAGGAUCUGCAUACUCAGAAGAUCACUUGGGUGGAAGGAGGCACAGGCAGGUUGAGUAGACCGGGGCAGGGGGAGAUCGUCUGGAAAGCAAGAAGCAUAGAGCAUAGAACAUAUUUGGAUUCGAUGCAACAUUUGUACGAGGCGUGUUAGUGGCUUGGAGAACUUCAUAUGUGGACUGUUCUGCCCAAAGCCGGUACGUGUCUUGAUUCAUUCUGGUUUCAUGUAUUUGAACUCAGACGUCGCAUCUGUAAAACAGCCAGUGGUGGCUUGGGUAUUAAAUGGCAUUUCACAAAA